CAUUCAUCAACACAUUUAUUUUCCAAAACAAAAAAUGACCACAAAGGAAAAUGUCACACUAUCCACGUCGAUGGGCAACAUAACAUUUGAGCUCUAUUGGGACGAUUCUCCGCUUGCUUGCCAAAACUUUUAUACCCUCAGCAAGCGCGGCUACUAUGACAACACGCUUUUCCACAGAAUAAUCCAGGACUUUAUGAUACAGGGUGGCGAUCCCACAGGGACAGGUCGCGGGGGAGAAUCUGCAUUCGGCCGUAAAUUUGAAGAUGAAGUUAAUAGGCUGAAACACACGGGAGCGGGCAUCCUCAGCAUGGCUAACAGUGGGCCCAACACGAAUGGCAGUCAGUUUUUCAUAACUUUAAAACCCACUCCUCAUCUGGACGGCAAGCACACUGUGUUUGGAAGGGUAUCGAAGGGAAUGGAGGUUGUGAGGAGUCUGGGGCUGGUGGCCACCGACGCGAGUGAUCGGCCAAGAGAAGGAGUUAAAAUUUUGCGAACAGUCAUCGAAUGAGUCAAUAAAAUU
Kickxella alabastrina is the source of this 520-nucleotide messenger RNA. Its product is annotated as cyclophilin-like domain-containing protein. The transcript has a single exon. Gene Ontology annotation, biological process: protein folding; protein peptidyl-prolyl isomerization. Gene Ontology annotation, molecular function: peptidyl-prolyl cis-trans isomerase activity. Bases 35 to 508 code for a protein of 157 amino acids. The record is from RefSeq and is a predicted model, not a curated record. Gene Ontology annotation, cellular component: catalytic step 2 spliceosome. Lineage: Eukaryota; Fungi; Kickxellomycota; Kickxellomycetes; Kickxellales; Kickxellaceae.